Alosa sapidissima (American shad) is the source of this 1231-nucleotide messenger RNA. Its product is annotated as high choriolytic enzyme 1-like. Gene Ontology annotation, biological process: proteolysis. NCBI's taxonomy places the organism in Eukaryota, Metazoa, Chordata, Actinopteri, Clupeiformes, Clupeidae. Gene Ontology annotation, molecular function: metalloendopeptidase activity; zinc ion binding. The record is from RefSeq and is a predicted model, not a curated record. The coding region runs from base 8 to 538 and encodes 176 amino acids. The transcript is spliced from 5 exons.
UGAAAGGAUGAAAAUCGAAAAGGCGAUGCUGACCGUCACAAAAGAGACCUGCAUCCGAUUUGUGCCUCGCUCAACAGAGGUCGACUACCUCAGCAUAGAGAAUGGCAGAGGGUGCUGGUCUUACAUCGGGAGAGCAGGAGGCAGGCAGUUGGUGUCCUUGAACAGGGAUGAAUGCAUCUACAAUGGCCUCAUCCAGCACGAGCUCAACCACGCCACGACCUCGCCUACUCUCUCCAUUCAGCACAUACAUAUUGAAAUAAUGGUACUUUUCCCUCACACUGUCAUUAAACUAAAAUGUUCCACUUCUAUUCAUCCCAUUUCUAUUGAUUUGGCAGACCAGGCUUACAACUUUAGAAAACAAUAUGGUAACACCAUGGGCACUCCAUAUGACUACACAUCUGUGAUGCACUACACCCGAACUGUUUUCACCACCGAGUAUGGAAAGGCAACGCUCACCCCCAUCCCUGACCCGGACGUCCCCAUUGGCCAGAUACAGGGUCUCUCUCCCACUGACAUCCUGAGGAUCAAAAAGCUGUGAUCAAAAAGCUGUAUGAAUGCUGAUUGGAGGAAAUCUUCUAAACAGGAAUGGUGGCUGUUGGCUAAACAUAAAAUAACAUAUCUCAUCCUGUCUGGAGACAACGGUGUUGCCCCCCUAUGAGUGAAAAAUGGCCUGAACUCUCCUUUAAGCAUCAUUAUACAUUUAUUUACACUUUAUUAAUCAAUGUCUUGUUCUUACCAAAUGGGUAAUUUAUUCUUGGUAAAUCCACAAUAAGCAACUAGCUUGUCUUGAUCUAAUGAUACUAGUAUAAAUAUGAAAAUAGAGUUUUUCUCAGGUGCUUUUCUUUUUCUACGUGUUGAAGUUCAGUGGGCAAAUGUGUGGCUAUGCCUUUUGCUAAUAUUUUGAUUUAAUUGCCAGUACAAUAUAGUACUGAAGCCAUGAUGUAGCGUUGCCAAGGCAAGACUUAUGAAAUGCAUUUGAGUAAACUGUUAGAAGCCCAGUCACAUAUGCUACAAAGAAUACUACAAUGUACUCAUUCAUUACCUGCUAUCUACAAUAUGCCCACAGAGGAUCUCAUGACACGUGUAAAGCAUGGCCAUUCAAACACACAGACACACACUUCAUUUCACCCCAACACAAUGGGACACAACAAUUUUAAUCAAUUUUGGAGUGACAAAAUGGAAAUAAAUAAUAUGUAAAAAGAAACAACUUUAUUUUUUUUUUAAAAAACAA